Molecule: messenger RNA, 1653 nt
Organism: Ostertagia ostertagi
Lineage: Eukaryota; Metazoa; Nematoda; Chromadorea; Rhabditida; Trichostrongylidae
Source: the annotation of a GenBank genome assembly
AUGACGUCUUUGGCGUAUCCUUCGACGUCCGUGCUUCCGGAUCCAUCACAUCGUAUUUCGACAGGGUCAAAUUCCAGUCAAGGAAGCUCUGGCUUCGAAAGCAUGAAGUCGCAUGGCACGACUUCUGCUUCUUCAUCGUCGUCGUCAUUCCACACCACCUCGUUACUCACCCCCAGUCACACGGAUUCACCACCGAGUCGAAUAAGUGUACAUUCGAGCGGAAGCGGUGGAAGGUGGGUAGCUUCCUGCGACGUUUCAAUUUCUCAUUUUUCAUGCAUCAAUAUCAGCAAGCGUGCAUUUAGUGGGUCAUCAUCACUCGCUUCAUCAUCCGUCGACGCGCUCGAUGAGUCUUUUUAUUCAUCGUCAUCAGAAGCGCCGGUUAAUGUAACCCAGAUGGUGGCGAAAGGCGUACCCGAGGCUGAAAUACUAGCGAUUUGGUUGGACAAGAUUGGUAUGGCUGAGUACCUUGCCUUGUUCUUGACACAAGGAUAUGAUUUGUCCUCAAUAGCCCGAAUCACGCCUGAGGACCUGCUGUCUCUGGGGAUAACGAAUCCAGCUCAUCGAAAACGAUUGAUGAAUGAGAUUCAUAGCUGGCAGAUCACUGACAGCUGGCCAUCUGUUCCACCGCAAGGUGGCUUGAGUGAAUGGCUUACAUUGUUGGCAUUGCCCGAAUACAUAAGCGUCUUCGAUUCGCAAGGCUACGAUUCUGUUCAAGAGGUGAUGAAGUUGAGCUGGGAGGAUUUUGAGGAUAUUGGCGUGAAGAGAUUAGGCCACUUGAAACGUCUUGGCUUGGCUAUUAAGAAGCUGAAGGAUUAUCGACGCUCAAUGAAUAAUCCAUUGGACACGCUGACGAAUUCAGCCAAGGUUCAUCCAGUGCAGGUGCCAUCGCCAAUGCUUUCAGCACGCUCCGUUGCUCCAGCGGUGCAAGAGCAAAUGGUGCAACAUACCAGGCGCAAUGAUCCACCUCCUCCUGCUCCAUCAAGUACAUUGCGAGGUAAAGCGAAUUUGAAUGGAAAUAUCGACUAUCUGAGCUAUUCCAGAGGAUCGAAGAAUGCUCCCGUCCCACCGUCUAGAGCGAACGAGGAAUGCUCAACGUACCCCGAACUCAGAAGAUCAUCGAAGGGAUCAUAUGAUCCAAUUUUCGAGAGGAUCGAACCUAUUCGGUUGAAUUUGGUAUCCACCGGGAAAAUACUUAGCGAUGCAAGCCGUGAACGUGAUACACCGUCUGUUCUGGGCGCUCCUAAUGCCGAUUGUCCGCCACCACCUGCUCCAUUGCACUGUGAGGGUUCAAUACGUCGGCUGCAGCACGCGUUCCAGUCGUCGGCGAGUAGCAGCGGAGGAUCAUCAUCAAGUCUUGAGCAGUUGCCAUUUGCGAACGAGAAUUGUGGAACAAUCAAGUCAAAAGACAAUGCUGCCCGUAAAACAACGGCCAGCAUGUCUCAGCCACAAACACCCCGAAAAACACUGCCUAUGACCACUUCGGACGGCUCAAUGUCAAAUCGUGAGAAACCCGCACAUGCAGUCGGCCCAAACGGUAACGUAUUGUCGGACAUUGGUUUCAUGCUGCAGAACCUAACAGAUGAAUUGGAUGCGAUGUUGGAUCCAGCAAAGCCUGCAGUGAAAAUGCCUCCUCUGUUCCCAGUAACGAAAUAA